Trypanosoma cruzi is the source of this 576-nucleotide messenger RNA. RefSeq lists its product as uncharacterized. The transcript has a single exon. The coding region runs from base 1 to 576 and encodes 191 amino acids. The record is from RefSeq and is a predicted model, not a curated record. NCBI's taxonomy places the organism in Eukaryota, Euglenozoa, Kinetoplastea, Trypanosomatida, Trypanosomatidae.
AUGAGCAAGUACUCUCAAAAUCGUCAAGGAGGAAACAAUUUCUCAUGCCGCGUGACUGUGUUGAUUUUCACCAUUUUGGCUAUUGGCUGCGCUGCGUGUGCGAACAUCUUUCCUGUGUUCAAGAAGGAGAGCAACACUAAGAAGGUAAAGCAGACACUGUGGUACAGCCAGACGACCGUUUCAGGUGGCGUUGGUACCAAGGUUGAUGUGAGUGAGAGUUUGUGCGGGCAGUACAAGCUAUUUUUUCAGGUAUCAGAGGGCGCGGCUGUGGCUGCGGCAGGCAUUGGCCUCGUCGUUUUGGGUCUUGCUAUCGCCCAGCUCAUUCUGGAAGAAAAGAGCUCCCGCUUCACUUGCUGCGCAGCCUCGCUGAUUUCCCUUGCGUUCGCUGCUUGCGGAGCAUGCGUGGCGCUUAUUGUGUAUGGGUACAUGAGGGGUUACUGCCAGAGCGACGCCGUGCUAUCCCCGCAGUACGGUCCCUUUAAGGAUCAGGGCUACAAGUUUUCCGAGGCCUUCUACCUCAUUUGCGCCGCCUGCGGUCUUUUUCUGCUUUCCAGCUUUUUCCAGUGCUGUGCUUAG